AUGUCCCGGAUGACCUCGAGGAGCCACACCGUCGGCAGCGGCGCGGUCAAGGUCAACGAGAUCCUUGCCUCGCUGUGGAGCGGCUCAGGCCGGUGCCUGCUGCUGGAGGGCCGGCCCGGCAGUGGCCGGGGAAUGUUGGCCAGGCACUUGCUGGCCAGGCUCGCAGAGGGCAGUGGCAAACCCGAGGAGGGCCCGUGGCUCCCCAUCCAGGCAAGCUGCGACAUUCUCGCCAGCUUGAUCACUGCUGGUGGAGAUUCCUCGCGCGCUGAUCUCCUCGGCCAGUGGCUGACAGAGGAGCUUGGAACGCCGCUGUGUGUGGGGGAGUUGCAGCCCCACUUCUUUGGGGUGGUGCUGCUGCUCGAGGGCCUUGAACGUGCAGGCGAGCAUGCGGCCGAUGUGGCUCGCUGGGCCGCGCAGUGGCUGAGCGAAGGUGGGACUGCCAAAGCCGUGCUCCUGACAUCGCGACCAACAGCUCCCGACUCAUUCCUGGAUCAACCCUGGGAGGAAGCAUCCUGCGAUUUGUGGGGCCUGGCCAAGGCCACCGUCGCCGAGGUCGAAUGGGCCAGAGCCGCCGCGGCGAGCAUUCCGGACGGCAGCCGUUUGCUGCAGGUCCAGAUGGACAAGGUUGCGGACGUGCCAUGUUUCCUGCCGGUUUCAGGGCAGACACCGUCCCUGGCUGGAAUCCGGGCCUCUGACCAGGCAAGGAUGCUAGAGGAGCCGUUCUUGGCAGCAAUUCUGCUGCAUGUCUUGGCCCAUGGUGGCAGGGACCUUGCGGAGUUGAACUGCCUCUCAAUUUAUGAAGCCUUGGUGGAGACCAUGUGGCGCAGUGCUGGCUGGACUGAGUCCGGAAGCAGCUUAUCUGAGCCGCCAGAAUCCGAAAGAGCAGGCUGCCAGAAGGCCUUGCAGCAGCUGGCGCUGGAUAUGUGCUCUCGUGGGCAGCAUCUCUUUCUCAUCAGUGAUGUGCCUGACUGCAUCGCGUCUCCGGUGUUGCGCCGGGUCGGCGGCCGGCACGCGCGGUUUGCGCACGCCUCGCUGCAGUCGUACUUUGCGGCUUUGGAGAUCUUGCGGCGGAUGGACAUGGUCCCCCAGGUCCUUGGGCAGCCGCAGUGGCCACAGGUGCGGCUCUUCCUCCAGCGUGGCCUGGAGGGCGCCGUGGCAGGAGCUUGCAGGCUGCCGGGCCUUCUCAGCGAAGAGGGCACGGCGUGGCUCCAACAGUGCCUUCGCGUGGCGUCGGCAGUGGGCGCUGAUGCCUCCCUCGUGGCCGGGAGCCUUACCGACGCCUGGGAGCAGGUGCAUGCCUCGGCCCACAAGGACACUGGCAAGGGAGCACAGCUGUGCUUGAGGAGUUGGCUGCCCGCCAGCUUGGAGGCAUGCCUCCAGAUCGGCCUGUUCCGAAAUGACUGCGGCAAAGAGCUUCAUGGCUCCUCAUUGCCCUUGCAGGGGCUCCUCCUCUCUGCCUUGGCUUUGGUGGGGCGCGUCCUGCGCGUGGGGGGAGGCUUGCAGCUGUCAGAGCAGCUGCUUAGAGCGGCCCGCUCCGCGAUCAGCCUGGAGCAGAGGAAGCAGACGAUGCUUUCGUGGCAAGCCGCUGACGGCGCGUCGUUGGAGCCUAUGCUGCGUCAGCUGGCACAUGCCACGUUGGCCGGAGUUCCAGGGCUCCUGUGGAGGCCCACUGCGGUGGCAGCUGGCGUUGCUGCUGCUUGA
Messenger RNA from Symbiodinium natans, 1701 nucleotides. The record is from the annotation of a GenBank genome assembly. NCBI's taxonomy places the organism in Eukaryota, Dinophyceae, Suessiales, Symbiodiniaceae.